CCACCGCGGCCCUGGUGGCAGCUGUCACCUGUAAGGCGAGCACCGCACGCAAGGGGAUGGAGCCCGGCGCCCAUUGGACAGAAUAUAAAGGCAGAAACCUACCCCGAAGACUGGGGGCCCCCCGGGGCGGCGGCGGGGGGCGCGCACCGCGGCCCCCAGCUCCUUUUUCCGCGAGACUCCCGGACUCCGCGGCGCGGGCGUGACCAAGGUCCAGCCUCGGGGACACGCCCGUCACGCCUCGGUGACAACGAUCAGGUGAGCCUGGCCGAGGCGGACUUGACUCCCGGAACCCGGGCUCCUGCACUUCCCGGCCGGCGCCGCGACGUACACCUGCCGCGCAACCGGGAGCCGCGGGUCGGUGGGAGGGGGGCGGCCCCGGCUUCCCUGCCGAGAGGGUACGGACCCUGACCAUGGCGCUGGCCGCGGCCGCGGCCGCUGCGGCCGCCGGGGUGAGCCAGGCGGCGGUGCUGGGCUUCCUACAGGAGCACGGCGGAAAGGUGCGCAACUCCGAGCUUCUGAGCCGCUUCAAGCCGUUGCUGGAUGCAGGCGACCCGCGCGGCCGUGCAGCCCGCAGGGAUCGUUUCAAACAGUUUGUCAACGACGUGGCCGUGGUGAAAGAGUUCGACGGCGUCAAAUUCGUGGUGCUGAGGAAGAAGCUGCGGCCCCGGGAGGGACCAGAGCCCCUGACCACCUGCUGGAACAGCACCCCGGGGACACUAGCCCCGCCGUCGAAGAUCACUUCCGUCUCACAGGUGGAAGCCGCUGCCUCGGGCACUCCAUCCUUGGCCUCCGAGCAGAAGGCGGUGGAACCACCUAGAGACCCGGCUCCACCAUCAGAGUCGCAGGACACCCUCGGGGCUCCGGCCUCCGAGCCCACUCUGCCAACCAGGGAGCUGCUGUUAAGCCCGGCCCUGCAGUCAGGGGGGCCCUCGGACCCGCAGAUUCCAACUUUUGAGCUAUCCCAACCCUCCGAGGGGCUCUCUGCAGACGUGGCUCCACCGUCUAGGGCACCUUCGGAGGCAACCUUGACCCACGCAGAGCCGCCAGACCUGGAACCUGGGCCUAGACAAUCAAAAGGGCCGCCACCGCCCCCGUCACCGCCACCGCCGCCUCCGCGCGCGCCGCUGCAGAAGCCCUGCAUGCUGCCGGUGCGCUGCGUCCCGGGUCCCUUCCGGAUCCGGACGGAAGAUCAAGGCCUGCGUCGGCAGCUGUCGGAGGAGCCCAGCCCUCGGAGCUCCCCGCUGUUGCUGCGGCGGCUCUCGGUAGAGGAGCCUGGCCUAGGCCUCAGCCUGGGUCCGGGCCGCUCCCCGCACCUGAGACGCCUGUCACGCGCCGGCCAGCGCCUGCUUAGCCCCGACACCGAAGAGGUGCCCGCUGCACCGCCGCCGUCCGCCGUGCCCCUGGAGCCGGCCGAACACGAGUGGCUAGUGCGGGCGGCCGGGGGCCGCUGGACACACCAGCUCCACGGGCUGCUGCUGCGCGACCUCGGUCUGGCGGCCAAGCGCGACUUCAUGUCGGGUUUCACGGCCCUGCACUGGGCAGCCAAGAGCGGCGACCUCGAGAUGGUGCAGCAGCUGGUGGAGGUCGCGCGGCGUGGGGGCGCGCGGGUCGACGUGAACGCGCGCUCACACGGCGGCUACACGCCGCUGCACCUGGCGGCCCUCCACGGGCACGAGGAUGCAGCCGUACUGCUGGUGGUCCGCCUGGGUGCGCAGGUGCAAGUGCGUGACCACAGCGGGCGGCGAGCCUACCAGUACCUGCCGCCCGGCGCCUCGUACGCGCUGCGCCACCUCCUCGGCGACCCCGGCCUGCGAGGCUCUACCGAGACUGACCGAGCUGGCGGCGGCAGCGGCAAUCUUGCGGCCCGGCGCCCGGUGCAGGUGGCCGCCACCAUUCUCAGUUCCACCACCAGCGCGUUUCUGGGCGUCCUGGCCGACGAUCUGAUGCUCCAGGAUCUGGCUCGAGGCAUGAGGAAGUCCGGCUCCUUCAGCAAAUUCUUGGGUGCCUCGCCCAUGGCUCCUCGUAAAAAGACAAAGACUCGCAACAGUCUACAGGCCUUUUCAGAAAUCUCUCGUCGACCUACUCCGGGGCCUUUGGCUGGUUUAGUGCCCAGCCUACCCACUGCAACCUGAAGGUCCCAAGGUUAUGGCUUGGUUUCUCUAACCUGGCCUUGCCUCUCAGUCAGAUGGCGGCCCAGCACCUUUGGCUCCAUCUUGUUUCCAGCUUUGUCCACCGCAGCCUGUCAUACGCAGGUGGGCCUACGCCUCCAGCUUCUGUCUGAGGCUUGAUCUUUCUCCAGAGAUGGGAUUUAAGAUCUCAGUGAGAGCUUCCUAUGAAGAACUCCAGAAGUCAGGCUUAAAUUUUGGAGAUGUGAAAUUUAGGAUCAAAAAGGUUAAGGGGCAGCAGCUGGUCUGGCCCCUAAAUGAGUUAACCUGUUCCUUCUGCAUCCCUACCCUCCUAAGCCCGAAUUAGAGCUUUCUGUGAUGAUCGAUUGUCAGCUUUAAGAUACAUUGUGCUUUUGUAACUUGAUGCUUUUAUCCUGUUUUUAAAUUGAAAUGAGGUGAAACGACUUUCAUAAAAGAACCUUUUGAAAAUAUAUUUUUCCAAAAUGAUCAUUUUCAAUCUUUUGCUAAAUAUUUUGGAAUUCUAUUUAAAAAAAAAAAAAGUGAUCAAGAUCUAAAGGAAAUUAGUCCCAACCAACAAAACCCUUGAAUGGUUAUCUACCUCAUUUUAGGCAAUCAAGAUUCUAGGGAGUCUUGAACCCAGAAUGUGACCAUUGUGAAUGUAAUUAAUCUCAGCUGUACUGUGAAUGCUAAUUACUAGAAAACAAGUGCAUCCUGGGAGUAAAAGUGAUUUAACAGUGAGUGAAAAGGCACAUUUUGACAAAUACUUUAAAUUCGUGGUUAUUUGUCUUUGGCACUUGGUGGCUGGCUGUUUUGAUUUGGCAUGACUAUUUAAUUUUUAAAGUAUGGCUUAUCUGUGAAUUGCACCACUGUGCCAUGUUUCUGAACCUGUGGCUUUGGAGUCCAGCUGAGCCUAUCACUGCAGUAGGUAAACAUUCAAAGAAAAAAAAUGUCAUAGCAUUACACCAGAAAAAUUACUAGUUAAAUAAUAACAGAUACAAUUAAGGACCAACUAUUUUACAUGAAAGUUAUGUACAAACAAAAAGUCCGUGACAGCCAUUUUAAAAAGCCAUCUGAAAACAAACAGCUUAUUCCAACAUAGCAAACGCACAUUCUCUUUGCUCAAUGACCUUAGGAGAGGGCUAGCUUAACUCAUGUGCAUCUUUGCUUGCAUUUGUAAUGGAGAAGAUUUUAGGUAUUGCCAAGAUUUCUCAGGUUCAAUGCAGUGUAAUCAUAAUGGCUCUUUUUCCAUUUUAAAUGUGUGGCAUCUCUUUGCUCAACCAAGCUUUUAAAAAACAUCUUGUUGAAAUAAUGCCCUGCUUUUGCACAUUGUGUUUGCAUGUCAUUAGUUAUACCAAAUGGUUCUUGUGGCACAGGCUCCCCUCCUGUGUACAUAUCAGUGAGGCCUCUGGAAUUACUGAAGGCAGUCUUUCAUGGAAUGUUUUGAUUUAAGCAAUGAAAUAAACGUUUUUCCCUGCUUGUGUGAUGAGAUA
Messenger RNA from Sus scrofa (pig), 3616 nucleotides. It is a transcript of the gene SOWAHA, whose product is annotated as sosondowah ankyrin repeat domain family member A. Gene Ontology annotation, molecular function: protein binding. Lineage: Eukaryota; Metazoa; Chordata; Mammalia; Artiodactyla; Suidae. The record is from RefSeq and is a predicted model, not a curated record.